This is a messenger RNA of Hyalella azteca, 8797 nucleotides long. RefSeq names its product sushi, von Willebrand factor type A, EGF and pentraxin domain-containing protein 1 (gene uif). Gene Ontology annotation, molecular function: Notch binding; calcium ion binding. NCBI's taxonomy places the organism in Eukaryota, Metazoa, Arthropoda, Malacostraca, Amphipoda, Hyalellidae. Gene Ontology annotation, biological process: Notch signaling pathway. The record is from RefSeq and is a predicted model, not a curated record.
CGUAAGGGUGUGUGCUUAGUGACGGGAGUCUCUAUGAUUAAUCCUGGUGUCUGGAUUAUACCUUUAUAACAUCUAGUCAUGCUGGGUGCUGCAGGGUCAGAGCUGCUACAGGUUCUUCAACAUCAAACACUCGUGGAUGAACGCAGCCGAGCUCUGCAAGCGGUUUGGCGCGGAGUUGCUGCUGGUGGACAGCUACGUGGAGAACAACUUCACGCAGCACCUGGCGCACUCACAGCUCGACCAUCCCACCAGCAGCUACUGGCUCGGCGCUGUCGCCCUCAACGAGCUCAACACUAACACCCUCGAGUCCGCUGGCGGCGAUCAUGUCUCCUUAUAUUCAGGUUUCUGGGCACAAGGACAGCCGCGCGUGCAGAACGGCAAGUGCGUGCGGGCGCAUCUGGGACAAGAGAAGCAGUCCUGGGAGCUCAGCACCUGCGAGUCUCUGCUGCCGUUCAUGUGCAAGGCCGGGGCCUGUCCUAUGGGAUCCUCGCUCUGCUCUAACGGCAAAUGCGUCAACAAUGCUUUUCUGUGCGAUGGUCAGAACGACUGCGGUGACAUGUCCGACGAAAUGAAUUGCGAAAGUCGUUGCGAAUUCUACAUGAAAUCCUCGGGCGACUCGAUCGAAAGCCCCAACUACCCAAACAAGUAUGGCCCCAACAUGGAGUGUCAAUGGACCCUUGAAGGCCCCGUGGGUCACAAUAUUGUCCUCCAGUUCUACGAGUUCGAAACCGAGAAGAACUUCGAUACUGUCCAGAUCUUGAUCGGAGGAAGAACUGCUGAUUCGGCAGUUCCCAUCGCUACACUUUCAGGGCGGCAAGAUUUAUCAAGCCGACUCUUUGUGUCUGCUUCUAACUUUAUGAUUUUGAAAUUCAAAUCUGAUGCUGCCGCUGAAAAGCGAGGAUUCAGAGCUUCAUGGAAGACCGAGCCCCAGUCGUGCGGAGGGGAGUUCAUUGCAACCCCCAACCCCCAGGUGCUGGCGUCCCCUAACUACCCGUCCAUGGACUACCCAGGAGGCCUCGAGUGUCUGUACGAGCUCAAGACGCAGCAAGGCAGCGUCAUCACCAUACAGAUCACUGACUUCCAGAUGGAAAAAGACAACGACUACAUUUUGGUACGGGAUGGAGCACAUCCUUCCUCCAAGAUACUGGCCCGCCUCACCGGCAAGCAAGAAGACAAUCCCAAGUACCUCAUCUCGACCGGCCCUGCGAUGUACCUUUACUUGCGGACCAGCUUCGGAAACUCCGGCAAAGGAUUCCAGCUUCAUUAUUAUUCUGGCUGUUCCGUAACUCUUGAGGCUCUGGAAGGCGACUUGACUUCACCUGCUUAUGGAAUUUCGAACUACCCGAAUAACCAAGAAUGUCUGUACUUGAUCCGGCGACCUGGAGGUGGUCGACUGUCACUGAAGUUCCUGGACUUCGUGGUGAGCGACAAGGACACAGUUCAGGUAUACGACGGGGCUGAGCGGACCCAGGCAAUAAGACUGCACCCUGGUCAAGGGUUCUCGGCUUCCAACCCUCCCUCUAUGACCCUCACCGCAGACUCCGGCACUAUGUUGCUCAGAUUCUCCAGCGACCCUCUCAGAAACGCCAAAGGAUGGGCGGCUAAAUUUUCAGCCGACUGCCAUCAACUGCGGAUCGGCGAAGGCGCUAUAGCGUCGUCCCGCGAAACAGCGUUCGACAGCGUCAUCACGUAUAGCUGCGCCAGAGGUCAUCAGUUCGCUAACAACCGCAGCACCAUCGUGUCAAGAUGUAACUUGGGUGGCAUGUGGUCAGAGGACUACAUUCCGGCAUGUCAGGAGGUGUACUGUGGCCCUGUCCCCCAAAUCGACAACGGCUUCAGCAUCGGCGCGACGAACGUGUCUUUCCUCGGCCAGGCGACGUAUCAGUGCUACGCAGGGUUUGCUUUCCCCAGCGGCUCUCCUGUCGAGACCGUCACUUGCCUCGAGACUGGCCAGUGGCAGCCGCUGCCGGAGUGUCUCGCUUCGCAGUGUCCCCCUCUACCUGACAUCCCGAACAUUGUCCUGAACGUCCUGAAUGGAGGAGGUCGCAGCUACGGGACCGUCAUUCGUCUCGAGUGCGAGGAAGGAUACUACAGAGUCGGCCAUCCCGUGAUCCACUGCAUGUCAGAUGGCUCGUGGUCUGCUACAAACCUGCCCUCUUGCAUCAAAAAACAUUGCAGCAGAUUCCCCAAGAUCACGAAUGGCUUCGUGACGGACAUGACUCGCAAGUACCACUUCGGUGACGAGGCGAGAGUUCAGUGCCACCGCGGGUUCCGGCUCGUGGGUUCACCGCUCAUCAAGUGCGGGGCUGAGGACGAGUUCAUCAACCUUCCAACCUGCGAAGACAUGGACGAGUGCACUACUGCUCAGUGCGAUGCGGCGUCAACCGAGUGUAUGAACAGUCCUGGUGCAUUUUCCUGCAAAUGCAAGAAGGGUUUCCUGCCUAAUCUGAACUGCCGACCUGUAGGCGACCUCGGAGUGUCCGAUGGAGGGAUUCCAGACGAUGCCAUCACUGUCUCCGGAACCAUGCCUGGAUUCGAGAAAAAUAGUGUCCGUUUGAACUCCCAGCCUGGAUGGUGCGGAACUUUACCAGUACCUGGGAAGAACUGGGUAAUGGUCGACUUGAGGGUCCCAACUGUUGUACGUGGUUUGCGAACUCAGCCAGUGUCCUUUGAAAAUGGAGACAUAGCCUAUUCAACGUCAAUCAGUCUUCAAUACAGUAAUAAUCUCACUGAUGCCUUCCAAAAUUAUGUUAGCUCAUCCGGCUCACCAGUAGAGUUCCAUAUUACCUCUGGAGCCCCCUUGUCUGCUCUCAAUCUCCCCGAACCAAUUGAAGCUCGCUACAUCCGACUGACGAUCGCUAAUUUUGAAAUUGCGCCGUGUCUGAAAUUUGAGUUGAUGGGAUGUGCUAGGCAAGACUGCGUUGAUAUCAACGAAUGCGAAGAAAACCAAGGAGGUUGUGGUCAUCGAUGUGUCAAUUCUCCAGGUUCUUUCUCAUGUGCUUGUGAUAUUGGUUAUGACUUGUUUGUCAACGAAACGACUGCCGGUUUCACCCUAGAAGAGUCUGAAACUGGUCUUCGUGAUGGAGAUACUUAUCGCUUGAACAAGACGUGUGUGCCCAAGAUGUGCCCAAAAUUGGAAUCUCCCUCAAACGGUCUGCUGCUGGAUACUCGUGAAAUGCAUCACUUCAUGGAUGUUGUCAAAUUCCAGUGUGAUUAUGGCUUCGUGAUGCAGGGUCCAGAUACCCUUGAAUGUACCAGUACAGGUACUUGGAAUGGAACAACGCCUGAAUGUACUCCUGCAGUUUGUCAUCCGAUAAAAGUUGACGGGGUGUCAGUUAUCUACGAUGAUCCUGAAUCUAUCAUGGUUCCUCUAGGUCAAAAUGUUUCAUUCGCUUGCAAUGAUGUUGGAAAACCCUUGCGCAACACUGUUACAUCCAACUUCCGACAAUGUGUUUACGAUCCCAAAGACGGCCUUCCGAAUUACUGGCUGUCAGGUGUACAACCAGAAUGCGAACGGAGAGAUUGCGGUAUUCCUGCCGAAACUCCAGGGGCCACAUAUGGUUUCACAGCUGAUACAAAAUUUGAGUCUACAUUCUUCUUUGGAUGCCAAGAAACUUUUAGUUUUAAUGGCCAAACUAGUAGAAAUGAUAAUGUGGUGCGAUGCGACGCAAACGGAAAUUGGGAUUUCGGAGACUUGCGUUGUGAGGGUCCCGUAUGUCAAGAUCCUGGCCACCCUCCUGAUGGUCGUCAGUCUGCUACUAGUUACGAGCAAGGAUCCAAGGUACAUUUCGACUGCGACCGUCCUGGCUAUAUCCCGAUUACUGAUGAGCCUGUAACAUGCAUUACUGAACCAACUUGCAAGGUCGUUAAACCAAUCGGAAUCACUUCAGGGAAAAUACCAGAUUCAGCAUUCAAUGUUUCAUCUGAGCGAACCAACUACGAAGCGCGCAACAUUCGUUUGAACUCGGCAACUGGCUGGUGCGGUCAAGAAGGCCCUUUUACUUACGUGACCGUGGAUCUUGGAUCAGUUCACAAUAUCAAAGUCAUCCUCCUAAAAGGCGUUAUCACCAAUGAUGUUGUCGGAAGACCAACAGAACUCAGAUUCUUUUACAAAGUUGAAGAGAACGCCGACUUCGUAAUUUAUUUCCCCAACUUCAAUUUAACAAAGCGCGUUCCAGGAAACUAUGGAGAACUUGCCAUGAUCAAGCUUCCAGUUUACGUUAAAGCUAGAUUCAUCGUACUCGCCAUCAUCAGUCACGAUAAAAAUCCUUGCAUGAAAUUCGAGUUAAUGGGUUGCGAAGAUACCCCAGAAGAGACAAAUUUACUAGGAUUUGAUUCGAACUAUCCUACCUGUGUCGACAAUAUGCCGCCUGUCUUCUCGAACUGCCCUGCUAAGCCUUUGGUCGUAGAAAAGGGUCCCAAUGGUUUGCUUCCUGUAGACUUUGUUGCGCCGGUUGCUAAAGAUAACUCUGGAAUUAUUACACGAACGGAAGUUAUUCCCGCUGGAUUCCAAACCCCAAUGUACAUAUUUGAGGAUAUGACUGUAGAAUAUUUGGCAUUCGAUGUUGACGGAAACAUUGCCAUUUGCUACGUGAACAUCACUGUUCCGGACGACACUCCGCCUUUCUUAGCUUGCCCUCAAAGCUACGUCAUUGAACUGGUUGACGAACAAGAAACUUACACCGUCAAUUUCAAUUCAUCUCUGACCCUUGCUAACGUUCAGGCUUCCGACAAUCACGAUGAGAACGUAAAGCUAUCAGUAUAUCCGGGAGAAGCUGUUAUUCGUGUAGGCGAUUACCAGAACGUUACCGUUACUGCUACUGACGCUGCUGGGAACUCGGCAAUGUGCAGCUUCCAAGUUGCUGUCAAAGCUUCGGCCUGUGUCGAUUGGGAACUCAAGAAACCAGCGCACGGUAAACUAGCGUGUAACAAUGAUCCCCGUCGUGGUAUGGUCUGCACAGCAGUUUGCGAGCGAGGUUUCCGCUUUACCGAUAACAUGCCUGCCAAGGAAUUCGUUUGUACUGCAGAUGACGGCUUGUGGUAUCCCACUCCAGUUGUGCCAGAUUGCGUGAGCGAGGACACACAGCAAGCUAGCUACGACACCGUCGCCGACAUCACUUACAGAUCCAAUGGAGCUGUUGUUGUCAGCUGCCUUGAUCAAUACAAAGCUCACGUCGAGCAGUUCUAUACGGAAUUGAACGCAUUGCACUCUGGUCGUUGUCAAACUGCUACCAAUAUCCCAAUUAAAGUGGAAUUAGUUGAUGUUGGGAUGAUGCUCCUGCAAGAAAAUAUGGUUAAAACGAAGCUUGUCCUUCGUAUCAGUCACACCAAUCCUCAAGAGAGAAUUUACGAUCUUUGCGGGAAUGUACUUUCUCUAAUAUACGAUUUAACUCUCCCGUCUUCUUCUAGUGAAAUAGAGAAUAUUCUCAACAUGCCUUCUGUUGGAAACUCGUGCCCUGCUCUCCGUGCGAUGAACUCGAAUGUUACGAGAGGCUUUACCUGCAGCACCGGAGAAGUCCUGAACACGGAGACCACCUCAAUCCCACGAUGCCUUCAUUGUCCAGCUGGAUCUUUUGCCAAAGCCAUGGAAGACAAGUGCACUCCAUGCCCCAUGGGCUUCUACCAGGAUAUGGGUCGUCAAGGAUCUUGCAAGCAGUGUCCUGCAGGGAGAUAUACCCGGCACAAUGGCAGCAAAUCCAUCGAAGACUGUAUUCCCGUGUGUGGAUACGGCACUUAUUCUCCCACUGGUUUGGUACCGUGUCUCAAUUGCCCACAGCACACCUUCUCGGGUGAGCCUCCCAUCGAUGGCUUCAGAGAGUGUCAGACGUGCCCUCCUAACACGUUCACGUUCAUGGCAGGUGCCGUGUCGCAGCAGCAAUGCCGACAAAUGUGCACUGCUGGUACGUACUCUGAUAACGGAUUGGAACCGUGCAACCCUUGCCCUAGGAAUUUCUACCAACCGUCGCAAGGAAAAAUGACAUGUGUUGAGUGUCCAACUGGAAACAGGACGAUAAAUGAAGGCUCGACGUCUGCAAGCGAGUGUCAGGCUAUUGACUGCACUGAAAACAUCUGUCAAAAUGGUGGCCUAUGCCUUGCUCGUCACCAUCAAAUUCAGUGUUACUGCCCAGCUGGCUUCAGUGGUAAAUUCUGCGAGAUUGACAUCAAUGAAUGUGAUUCCACGCCUUGCUACAAUAAUGGCAAGUGCAUUGACCUACCCCAGUCUUAUCGCUGUGAGUGUCUUCCUGGUUACUCGGGCCUGCAAUGUCAAGACGAAGAAAGUGACUGUGUUCCCGGGGCUUGCCCAGACCGCGCCAUGUGUAAAGAUAAUCCAGGAAUCGGCAGUUUUGAAUGUCUCUGUCGUUCUGGAUAUACUGGCCCUGACUGCAGUGUCACAGUUGAUCCUUGUGUAGAAAGAGGAAACCCUUGUAACAACAGCGGUGUUUGCACUCCACUCAAGCAAGGAAAAUUCCAGUGUGAAUGUAUGCCUGGAUGGGAAGGUAGACUGUGUGACAUAAAUACUGAUGAUUGCGCGGAAAUGCCUUGCCUGCUGGGAGCACCAUGUACCGAUCUCGUUGCUGAUUUCAAAUGUGACUGUCCACCUGGAUUUACUGGAAAAAGAUGUCACCUCAAAGUUGAUCUUUGUAACCCAAUGCCUUGCGUCAAUGGUAUUUGCGUGGACAAAUUUUUCGAGCACGAAUGUAUCUGUUAUGAAGGAUUCACUGGGGAGUCGUGCGAUAUCAACAUCGAUGAAUGUGCUGAUAAGCCAUGUGAAAAUGGAGGACUUUGCAUCGACCAAGUUAACGGUUACAAAUGCUCAUGUGAGACCGGUUUUACUGGUAAGAACUGCCAGCACAUGGUUGACUAUUGUGCCUCGGACCCUUGUGAAAACGCAGCGUCGUGCACCAAUGCUCUCGACGGUUUCAUUUGUGAAUGCCGUCCAGGAUUUGUGGGAUUGCAAUGCGAGGCGUCGACCGACGAAUGCAUCAGCAGUCCGUGCAAUCCUGUUGGUACAGAAGAAUGCAUUGAUUUAGACAACAUGUUCAAAUGCAAGUGCCACGCUGGUUUUACUGGAGAACUUUGUGAAACGAAUAUUAAUGAAUGUGAGUACAACCCGUGCAUGAACGGAGGAACUUGUAUUGAUGGAGUAGCCGAUUACACCUGCCAAUGCGACAAAGGCUGGUCCGGCAAGCGCUGCGAGAAAGACGUUGGAGGCUGUGAGGCAAACCCUUGUUUGAACGAUGCCGAGUGUAUCGAUUUGUUCGAGGAUUUCUUCUGUGUGUGCCCGUCAGGAACCGACGGCAAAAUGUGUCAAGUAGCUCCUGAACGCUGUGUCGGAAACCCGUGCAUGAAUGGCGCUCAGUGCCAGGACUUUGGUUCCGGCCUGAACUGCUCGUGCUCCGAAGACUACACCGGCGUUGGAUGUCAGUUUGAAUACGACGCGUGCGCUGAGGGCGCUUGCAAGAACGGGGCCACGUGUAUAGAUCACGGCGAAGGCUACAAGUGUUUGUGCCCUCCGGGAUACGAAGGACGGCAUUGCGAUAAGGACAUCGUUGACUGCACUCCUGCUGCCUGUCCCCCGGGGGCUGUCUGCAUUGACCUCACCAACGAUUUCUACUGCAAGUGUCCCUUCAACCUCACUGGCGAAGACUGCCGGAAAGUGAUCAACUUCGACUACGACCUCUAUGUUAACGACGAAAGCAAGACUUCAAGCGCUUCUUUGGCCACUCCCUUCGACCUGAUGGAGGCUAAGGCCUUCACUGUCGCACUCUGGGUCCAGUUUGCGAAGGCCGACAGCAAGGGCAUUGUGUUCACUCUCUUCUCCGUCUCGAGUCCUUACAUCCCGGAAAAUCCUCGAAUGUUAUUACAAGCGACGGACAGCAGCAUGAUCAUCGAGCUCGUUCGUGGCGCGAGGGAAGUCAUCAGUUACAGGCCCAAUAUUCCCAUCAACGAUGGACAGUGGCAUCACAUCGCCCUCAUUUGGGACGGAACUGAGGGCAUUCUUACCCUCACGACUGACGCUGUCGUCGUUGCGCAAGUGACCGGAUUUGCUAAAGGCAGCACUAUGCCGAAAUAUGGCUGGGUGACGCUAGGAGCCGUGCCACAAAGGUUCGCCUCGUACUCAGACGUGCGCGGCUUCCACGGCCGCGUGGCCCGCCUCAACGUCUGGAACAGAGCGGUCGACUACAGGGUCGAUGUGCCCAAGAUGGCUCGUUCGUGCAUGAAGUCACCGGUGAUGUUCGAAGGACUCCUCCUGCGAUGGGCAGGAUACGACAGAGUCGAGGGCAACGUCGAGAGGGUUGGGCCCUCUAACUGUGGACAACAUGUCUGCCCUCUUGGAUAUACUGGGGAUUGCACUGUCCUACAAAGGGACAAGACUCCACCAAGGGUUGACCAUUGCCCUGGACACAUCUGGGUCAUCACCAAGAAUGGUUCGGCGGUGGUCAACUGGGACCGGCCCAGAUUCACUGACAACAUCGGCAUUGAAAAAACCAUCGAAAAAUCGGGAUAUUUCCCUGGACAAGCCUUCGCCCUGGGGACGUACCACAUCGCGACGGUAGCGUACGACGCAGCAGGCAACUCUGCCACUUGCUCCUUCAACGUCUACGUCCUCGAGGAUUUCUGUGAGGACUUGGCCGAUCCUGUGGGGGGAACCCAGCGCUGCUCAAACUGGGGUCCUGGCGGUCGCUUCAAAGUCUGCUCGAUUGAGUGCAACCCGGGACUCAAGUUCUCUACUCAGGUUCCCGACUUCUACACAUGUGGGGCUGAGGGCUUCUGGCGCCCCACCACAGACCCCAGC